Messenger RNA from Adineta steineri, 298 nucleotides. The record is from the annotation of a GenBank genome assembly. NCBI's taxonomy places the organism in Eukaryota, Metazoa, Rotifera, Eurotatoria, Adinetida, Adinetidae.
AUGCUUCGUCAACGUCUUUUGUCGACUGAUGUAUUACCAUUAGAUUCAGUUCGUAAUAUACGACCAACUCGACGAUUAAAAUCAAAUCGUGUUAAUGUAUCAACACAAACAUUAGAGAUGGAUAUUACAAACAAAGAAGAUGUUCAUAUGAAACUAGAUUAUUCCCGACAAUGUUAUAUACCAAUAACAAUGUUUGCUCCUCAUAUUCGUCUUCAAUCCAUAUUACCUAUCUUUCCUGAAAUGAAUGAGUUCAAUGAAUUUUAUCCUCUUUUAACAAAUAUACCAAGUAUAUUUUUUU